AUGUCCUCAGCAGCUUCUGAUACAUCAUACGCAGCAUUCAAAGCGUCUCUGAAUGCCCCAACAUCUCGAAUCUAUGCUCAGGUUCCUAGCUCACAGUACUUCUCUACCGGUAAUGAGUAUCUCAACAGCUUGGACACGACAGAUUCCUUCCAUCGCGCAGUAGGAAUGCGGCACUUUGCUGACUCCGACUUCUUCAACCCUGGAAGCGACCCGCGCUUUGAAGCAGAGCUACAAGCAAGCAUACUUGGUCAGAAUGAGGAGAAGGUAAACGAACAUCUUGAUCGGUCCUUAAAGAAAGUACAUGUGAUGGUCAAAGAGGGCAAAGAAGCAAUGCGAGACGGCGGAAAAGUAUUGCGACGGCGAUGUCGGCGGGCCAACCUCAAAGAAGAGACAUAUGAGAAGACGACUGGGGAGGGAGAGACGAGGAAGAUUUGCCAAGGUCAGGAACAGGCGUUCACGAGGCCUCGUAGGGAGCCCGAUCCAGAGAAGAGACAUUCAGCGCUAAUCCGUGACAUUGUAGAACUGUUGGACGCUGACGAAGUUAAGGAGGGUUUGAUAACAGAGAAGAUUCGCCGAAGUGUGAUCGAGGCUAUGGAGUCACGAAUUGGAACAUAG
This is a messenger RNA of Bacidia gigantensis, 615 nucleotides long. RefSeq lists its product as uncharacterized. The coding region runs from base 1 to 615 and encodes 204 amino acids. The record is from RefSeq and is a predicted model, not a curated record. Lineage: Eukaryota; Fungi; Ascomycota; Lecanoromycetes; Lecanorales; Ramalinaceae. The transcript has a single exon.